AUGUCGUACAACAAUACAGCCGCCAACGAGCAUUUGCCUACUACCCCUGCAGUCAAUAGCACAACCAAAGUGGCCAAAACCUCCAGUGGACCCCUUUCACCUCGUGCGCCUCCCCUUAUUUCCAAGUACAGAGGCGAGCCACCUUCCCCACCCCGCAAGACCCCUCAGCGAUCUCACACUGGGAAGGAUGGAAUAUUCUUUGCAUCCAUUGGUGGAUCCAAACCCCCCUCCUUCUACAUUAUUCAUCCAGAAUGGGCCAGUGAGGCAGAAGGCAUCUCGAGACUGGGAACUCGAGCGAAGAGUAUAGCGCAGCUGCGGGAGAAUGGAAGGCGACCUAGGAGAGAUAUUCCUAAAAGAGCUGAUGCGGAGAUUCGAGGAGGGAUUCUACCUGUGGAUAGAGGGAACGAGAGCAUACUCACAACAGCACGGAGGGCAAAUAUUCACAAUCCUGUUUGGCCCCACAGAUGUAAAAGCUCUCCCGCACAGCGAUCUAGAAAUCCCAUUGCCUGGGUCUAG
Messenger RNA from Rodentolepis nana, 516 nucleotides. The record is from the annotation of a GenBank genome assembly. Lineage: Eukaryota; Metazoa; Platyhelminthes; Cestoda; Cyclophyllidea; Hymenolepididae.